Molecule: messenger RNA, 1074 nt
Organism: Pseudopipra pipra
Lineage: Eukaryota; Metazoa; Chordata; Aves; Passeriformes; Pipridae
Product: olfactory receptor 14J1-like
Exons: 1
Coding region: 103-1074 (323 amino acids)
Biological process (GO): G protein-coupled receptor signaling pathway
Cellular component (GO): membrane
Molecular function (GO): olfactory receptor activity; odorant binding; G protein-coupled receptor activity
Source: RefSeq, a predicted model, not a curated record
UGAAUUGCUAUGAGACAUGCAAGAUGUUUUGCUGAUUGAGUCUGGCCUAAUUCAGUUCUGCCUUUUUUCUCCUCAACAGAAAACAAUAACCGGAGGCAGCAAAUGUCCAACAGCAGCUCCAUGCCCCAGUUCCUCCUCCUGGCAUUCGCAGACAGGCGGGAGCUGCAGCUCCUGCACUUCUGGCUCUUCCUGGCCAUCUCCCUGGCUGCCCUCCUGGCCAACGGCCUCAUCCUCAGCACCAUAGCCUGUGACCACCACCUGCACACCCCCAGGUACUUCUUCCUGCUCAACCUCUCCCUCACAGACCUGGGCUGCAUCUGCACCACUGUCCCCAAAGCCAUGCACAAUUCCCUCUGGAACACCGGAACCAUCACCUACACAGGAUGUGCUGCACAGGUCUUUUUCUUUGCCUUCUUCAUCUCAGCAGAGUUUUCCCUCCUGACCAUCAUGUGCUACGACCGCUACGUUGCCAUCUGCAAACCCCUGCACUACGGGACCCUCCUGGGCAGCAGAGCUUGUGCCCACAUGGCAGCAGCUGCCUGGGCCACUGGCUUUCUCACUGCUCUGCUGCACACAGCCAAUACAUUUUCCCUGCCCCUGUGCCAGGGCAAUGCCCUGGGCCAGUUCUUCUGUGAAAUCCCACACAUCCUCAAGCUCUCCUGCUCACACUCAGGCUACCUCAGGGAAAUUGGGCUCAUUCGGGUUACUGCCUGUCUAAUAUUUGGUGGUUUUGUUUUCUUUGUUUUCUCCUAUGUGCAGAUCUUCAGGGCUGUGCUGAGGAUCCCCUCUCAGCAGGGACGGCACAAAGCCUUUUCCACCUGCCUCCCUCACCUGGCUGUGGUCUCCCUGUUUAUCAGCACUUUAUUCUUUGCCCACCUGAAGCCCCCUUCCAUCUCCUCCCCAUCCCUAGAUCUUAUUGUGUCACUCAUGUAUUCAGUGGUGUCUCCAACACUGAACCCCCUCAUCUACAGCCUGAGGAACCAGGAGCUCAAGGAUGCCCUGAGGAAACUCAUAACUGGGUGUUUUUCAGAAGAAAUAAACUCUCCUUCUUCUGCUUGUUAUGUACCUCAUUAA